AUGACCAGCCACGGUAGAGAUGUUGAGGCCUUCGAUGCCCACCAGCAGUACCACGACGAAGACGAAAAGAUCGAGAAGGUCGCCCCCAAUGAGUCCCCCCCGGCCGAUGACCCGUUCGGCAACGAAGAGAUGGCCGAAGUCAAGUUCCGCACGAUGAAAUGGUGGAAUUGCGGCAUGCUCAUGAUCGCCGAAAACAUUUCGCUGGGUAUUCUGUCGCUGCCCUCUGCGGUCGCCACCUUGGGUAUCGUCCCCUCCAUUCUCAUCAUCCUGGGAAUGUCGGGUAUCUCCUGGUACACCGGUUAUGUGAUGGGCCAGUUCAAGCUGCGCUAUCCCCAAGUCCACAGCAUGGGAGACGCUGGAGAGCUGCUCAUGGGUCGCAUCGGACGCGAGAUCAUGUUCUUCGGCCAGCUGCUGUUCUGCAUCUUCCUGAUGUCCAGUCACGUGCUCACCUUCACGGUGCUGUUCAACACCAUCACCGGCCACGGCACCUGCACCAUCGUCUUCGGCGUGGUCGGGCUGGUCAUCAGUUGUAUCUUCGCCCUGCCUCGCACCAUGGGCAAGGUGUACUACAUGUCCAUCGUUUCCUGCCUGAGUAUCAUCGUCGCCACCGUCGUCACGAUGAUUGCGCUUGGAGUUGAGGCCCCGGCUCACGUCCAGAACGACGUGACCACCCACCCGAGCUUCGUCAAUGCUUUCUUGGCCGUUACCAACAUCAUCUUCGCUUUCAUUGCCCACGUGGCUUUCUUCGGUAUCAUGUCCGAGAUGGAGGAUGUGCGGGACUUCCCCAAGUCCCUGGCCAUGCUGCAGGUGCUCGACACGACCAUGUACAUCAUCACCGCGAUGGUCAUCUACCGCUACGCCGGACCGGACGUCAAGUCUCCGGCUUUGUCUUCCGCCGGCCCGCUCAUGAGCAAGGUUGCCUACGGUCUUGCCAUUCCUACGGUCAUCAUCGCCGGUGUCAUCUUCGGCCACGUCGCCUGCAAGUACAUCUUCGUGCGGGUGUGGCGUGGGUCUCCCCAGAUGCACACGAACAGCCCCGCCGUGGUCGGAUCGUGGAUUGGUAUCGCCUUGGGUGUGUGGGUGAUCGCCUGGGUGAUUGCCGAGUCCAUCCCCGUGUUCAACGACCUGUUGAGUCUGAUUUGCUCUCUCUUCGGCAGUUGGUUCAGUUAUGGUAUUCCCGCUCUCAUGUGGAUGAUCAUGAACAAGGGCCAAUACACCGCGACCCCUUCGAAGAUCUUCCUGACUAUCGUCAACCUAAUCAUCCUCGGUAUUGCGUGCGCGAUUUGCGGUCUCGGACUCUACGUCUCCGGCAAAUCCAUCCACGACAGCACCUCCUCGGCCAGCUGGACUUGUGCCAACAACGCUCAGUCGUAA
Molecule: messenger RNA, 1374 nt
Organism: Aspergillus aculeatinus CBS 121060
Lineage: Eukaryota; Fungi; Ascomycota; Eurotiomycetes; Eurotiales; Aspergillaceae
Exons: 9
Coding region: 1-1374 (457 amino acids)
Biological process (GO): amino acid transmembrane transport
Cellular component (GO): vacuolar membrane
Molecular function (GO): amino acid transmembrane transporter activity
Source: RefSeq, a predicted model, not a curated record